AUGGAGUACAACUCUCUGCACGAUUCUAUAGAUGAUACUCUCCUCAAAUUGGAUGAUGAGUACGUUGGGCUAGAAGCUCAGCAAGAGGGGUUGAAUAUUCUAUUCGAAAGGUGGACCAAAAGUGGUAAGGGAGAAUCAUGUAUAGUCACCGGGCCAACUGGAUCGGGACGCACCAUGGCAGUUGGUAGGGCCAUCAAUACCUACAUACCAGAUGCUAAGCAAUGUAAUUAUAUCUGUGUUGCUCAAAUGGGCUCUGAUGCUACAAUCCAUGAUCUAAUCAAAGGCAAAAGUAACGAAAAACGGAUCAUCAUCAUCGAAGAUGCUGAUGAGUUAGCUGCUCGUAGUAGGCAAACUCUGCUAUUCACCAUAUUGGAUUCUACGCGAUCACUUCCUUGGCUUGUAAUACUCAUGACUAACAGACAGGAUUUUGUAACUGUUCUAGAGAAAAGAGUUCGAUCACGUCUAUCUUCAAUCAAGUUCAUCUGCAAAGGUGCUCAGACUGCUGAAGAAUAUUACAAAGCUUUCAUGCAGUUUCUCACUUGUGGAAAUCAUAAAGAUUGGGAAAAAUUUGCAAAGAACAUGUUGAAACAGUCAGACUCUUACCGCUGUGACAUAUCAUACUUCUUUCAACUCACUACCUCAUAUGGACAACUCAAGAACUUCGUAGCUGUUUUCUUGUCUAUUCUGGCUGGCACUGAGGAUUUAGAAAAAGACUUCAAGGAAGCUUGGGACAUUGCAUUAGGUUCAGUUAUGCCUCACAAAAACCCUUUGACUCAUCUCAUCCAAGAUCUCUCACUACGCGCUCUUUGCGUGUUACUCUGCAUUCAUCGUCGCUUACGUGUAUCUCCUAAUGCAAACAUCUCAUAUCGAAAAGUGUUGACAGAUUACAAGCACCUGUGUAAAACUGCUGAUGGACGUAUGACUGUGCCCAAUGACGAAAUUAUAUAUAAAGAGAUUGACCGACUGAUCCAUCUAGGCUUAUGCGAUGCCAGUCUCAAACACAAUAACAUAUCAUUCAGACGAGUUUCAUUACAUAUCGAUCUCGAAGCACUGAAUAAUACUCUCAAAGAGCUGACCAUUCCAUCUAACAUCCGCGAAUGGAGUUCAAGACUCGCGGAAAACUAA
Auanema sp. JU1783 is the source of this 1125-nucleotide messenger RNA. The record is from the annotation of a GenBank genome assembly. NCBI's taxonomy places the organism in Eukaryota, Metazoa, Nematoda, Chromadorea, Rhabditida, Rhabditidae.